Schistosoma turkestanicum is the source of this 258-nucleotide messenger RNA. The record is from the annotation of a GenBank genome assembly. NCBI's taxonomy places the organism in Eukaryota, Metazoa, Platyhelminthes, Trematoda, Strigeidida, Schistosomatidae.
GAGUCAACUAAUCCAGCUCAUGUGAAACGUUUCACACGAUCUGAAAUGGCACGUAUCCUAGCUGAACGUAAUCAUUAUAAAGAACGUUUACUUGAAUUACAAGAUGCUGUACGUUUUACUGAAACAUUACGUGUUAGUCAAAAAGAACAUGGUGAAUUGUUGGCGGCAAAAACAACGUCAACAACUACACCAUUGCAUAAAUUCGAUAUUAUCAAUAGUCCAGUUAGUGGUCCAUUACAAAGUUUACAAAAAUUGUAA